GAGCGGCCGGUCAUUCAACAUUCUUGCCAUGUAAUAAACGAGGCCUCGGUCUCCUUCGAUCCAAUCCAACGGAAACCUAACACGAAGAGAGAAAGAAAGAGAAAGCGAGAAAGAAACGGCGGGAUAUCGACUAGGGUUUCUCUAUUCGCGUUGCUUCAGGAAUCUUUGAAACAAUGUCUCGUGUCUAUGUGGGUAAUUUGGACCCCCGUGUCUCUGAACGUGAUCUUGAAGAUGAGUUCCGUACUUUUGGAGUGAUAAGAAGUGUAUGGGUUGCUCGGAGGCCACCAGGUUAUGCUUUUAUUGACUUUGAUGAUAAAAGAGAUGCGCAGGAUGCAAUUCGUGAAUUAGAUGGAAAGAAUGGCUGGAGAGUUGAGCUCUCUCACAAUUCUAGGGGUGGGGGUGGGGGUGGGGGUGGUGGAGGUGGUGGCCGUGGAGGGGGUCGUGGCCGUUAUGGGGGUUCUGACUUGAAGUGUUAUGAAUGUGGUGAACCUGGUCACUUUGCUCGUGAAUGCCGUACACGAGUUGGUUCAGGAAGAAGACGUAGCAACAGUCCUAGGUAUCGCAGGAGCCCAAGCUAUGGUCGAAGGAGUUAUAGCCCUCGUGGACGAUCUCCCAAACGUCGUAGUCCUUCACCUCGCGGGCGUAGCUUCAGCAGGUCUCCAGUUUAUCGUGGACGUGAGGAGGCGCCAUACGCCAACGGCAAUGGACUGAGGGAUCGUCGUCGUAGCAGGAGUUAAGUUAUCUUAAUCGAGAGGCCGCUGAGAUUAAGUGUGUUUAGUGUCUGUGGACUUCAGUGCGACUAUGUUUAAAUCGGCUCUCAGCCACUUGAUAAGUUUCCUUCUUACUUUUGUCACUGCUGGUUAUUUUUCAUUAUAAGUUAUGCAGAAUAGCUACAGCUUUUUUUUCCUGUCAUUGGUUAUGAAGAAGUGAUAUUUAUGGAGAUAAUUUGUUCUGAACAGUAUUUGCUAAAAGUUUAUGCUUUUUUCUUUUUGUGUUGAGGUUUCUUCUGGGUCUUCUCAUUGGUUUCUGCUUCCAAACUGAGGCUUAAUUGUUGGCUGCCCUGCUUUGACAUCUUCAAUUUUGAAUGAUUAUCGUCUUAGCUGCCUACGUCUCUAGAUGCUUCUCUUUGAUUGAACUCUGCUGCUGUGAUGUGCGUCCCUCAAUCUCUAUUGGCAUUUCGUUUACUUUUACCUUAAAAGGAUUCGGAGCUGCUUCAAAUGCUUCUGGCAGGUACAUCUGUUCACAGAAGUUAAGUCUUGGGUUCUUGGAAGAAUAUAGUUUUAGACUUUUCUUUUAGUUGUUUUUUUAACUUUUGUUUUCCAAGUCGAGAUGCCUUAUGAAAUUUACUGAUGAUGGUUGGAAGUCUCAGAAUUACAUUUGGCACACAUGGGCUCAUCCCCUUUUAUUAUCUAUUACUAUUAUUAUUUGGGUGGGGGUUGGUGAUUUUUCAAGAAGAGUUUUUGGGGUCUUCCUCCUAUUGUCGUGUGAUGAGGUAGUCGCAAGUAAGUCUUAAAAAAAAUUCUCACAUUUUUUGGUCUAUGGAUUUGAAGGUCGCUCAUCCAGCUGACAAA
Molecule: messenger RNA, 1571 nt
Organism: Tripterygium wilfordii
Lineage: Eukaryota; Viridiplantae; Streptophyta; Magnoliopsida; Celastrales; Celastraceae
Product: serine/arginine-rich splicing factor RSZ22-like
Exons: 6
Coding region: 174-737 (187 amino acids)
Biological process (GO): mRNA splicing, via spliceosome
Cellular component (GO): nuclear speck
Molecular function (GO): zinc ion binding; RNA binding
Source: RefSeq, a predicted model, not a curated record